CUCCAUUGGAAGUGGAGUUCAUCAACAAAACGGUUUGAUUGGCGAUGGUGUAACCGUGCGUCGAAUUAGAUCGAUAGGAAACGGCGUUCAGCAUCAGACGGUUAUCCAACCCAAGUCAUCUAUUGGAAGUGGUGUUCAUCAAAGCGGUACAUCCAUUGGAAGUGGCGUAAUUGUGCAGCCGCCCUCCUCGAGAAACAGCUUUCAUCACCACAAGACCUCAAUUGGUGAUGGAGUGGGACAAUCUGGAGUCGGAAUAGGAGGAGGCGUAAGCAGUCGAGGAGGAUAUGGCACUCAAAAUGGACAUGGGAUCGGAACAGGCGCUCAAGCUUAUCGUGUCUGA
Messenger RNA from Cooperia oncophora, 340 nucleotides. The record is from the annotation of a GenBank genome assembly. Lineage: Eukaryota; Metazoa; Nematoda; Chromadorea; Rhabditida; Trichostrongylidae.